Molecule: messenger RNA, 3813 nt
Organism: Chelonia mydas (Green sea turtle)
Lineage: Eukaryota; Metazoa; Chordata; Testudines; Cheloniidae
Gene: SLC31A2
Product: solute carrier family 31 member 2
Exons: 4
Coding region: 1572-2006 (144 amino acids)
Biological process (GO): copper ion transmembrane transport
Cellular component (GO): membrane
Molecular function (GO): copper ion transmembrane transporter activity
Source: RefSeq, a predicted model, not a curated record
AUUGCAAGCCCCCAGCCCUGACUGUAGGCGGAUUAGCGGCGGGGGCGGGGGGCGCAAACAGAGGCUCGCGCGCUGCACCGCCCCCACUCUCCGCCUCCUGGACUGGGGGCGGGCCUGGGGCUUCGGCCCAGCAGCGACGGGGGCCCGCGGCUCCGGUCCCUGAGGCAGCGUCUGCCACGCUCGGGGCUCUGGCCCUGCAGGGGCUCCGGGGCUAAAGCCCCGAAGAAAACCCUCCCUCCAGGGCCGAAGCCCCGGGCCCCAGCCCGCAGGCCCUGCGGGAGGGAAGCCCCCAGCCCUGGCGCGCCCCCUGCUCUCACGCUUCUGAAGACUGUCCUAGGCGGCUCGGGAAUUUCGACCACCCCGGGCAUAUUAUUGUUAUGAGCCCUACAGGUCCUGGGUCGCCGCUGUACACUUUGGUGGCAUCGCUUCAAGGUCUAGGAAAGUGGCGUCUGAACAGCAAUGCAUGGCCUCAGUCCUGCUCUUUGCAGUGUGAGCUUCAGGCAGGGGAGAUCAGGCAAAAGGCGGUGGUUGUUUUUUUAGGGGGAAGGGGGGGUGGUUCCCAAAGAGAGAACGACAUCUCCUACAAUCCCAGAUACUUGCACCAGACGUGGGACAGACAGGUGACCCUGCCCUCCUCUGACUUGUCAGUUUUGCCAUCUGUAAAAUGGGGAUAGGAAUAGUGAGCUCCUUGGUAAAGUGCUGCGAGAUCAAUAGAUGAACUGUAUAACAGCUAGGUAUUAGGUUUCAGAGGGGUAGCUGUGUCAGUCUGUAUCAGCAAAAAGAACAAGGAGUACGUGUGGCUCUAACAAAUUUAUAAUUUGUAAGUAGAUAUAAAAAGAAAAGGAGUACUUGUGGCACCUUAGAGACUAACCAAUUUAUUUGAGCAUAAGCUUUCCUGACCCACAGCUCACUUCAUCGGAUGCAUCCGAUGAAGUGAGCUGUAGCUCACGAAAGCUUAUGCUCAAAUAAAUUGGUUAGUCUCUAAGGUGCCACAUGUACUCCUUUUCUUUUUGCGAAUACAGAGUAACACGGCUGCUACUCUGAAACCUGUCAUUAAGUAGAUAUAGCUAUACUUACAAAUUAUAAAUAUGUAUACACACACACACACACUUACAAAUGAUAAAUGUGUUAGUUUCUAAGGUACCACAAGUACUCCUUGUUCGUUUAGCUAGGUAUUAGUUUCCCCCUUCAAAAAGAAAAAGAUGUCAGUAAGUUGCAACAGCUCCAAGGGGGGAUUCAAACAAAGUCUAUUCAGAUUAAUUAGAUCUGUAAUUAAAAUAAUUUUAAACUGUUGCUAUAACGCAGAAGGGGCUGAGAAAAGGGUUCUCUCCCCUGCACAAAAAUCUCCCAGGACUCCUUCCUCUGUAUGAUGCACUACAACUCCCACAAUUCUGUGCAAGCCAUGUGAUUUUUAUUGAGCUUGCAAGUGACUAUAUUGAAGCAUACACCGCCUCGCAACUUACCAAACUAUUGAGUUUCCAGAGGAGCGGCUAUCAUACUUCGGGAUCACUUUACACAUUCGCUUCCUUUCUGGUUGUGUUGCACUGCAAAGCAGAAAUAAAGAAGCCAAGAUGAUGCAAAUGUAUUUCUACUUCUCGGACAAGGUGAUACUUUUGUUUGACUUCUGGAAUGUCCACACCCCUGCAGGGAUGGUGCUCUCGGUGCUGGUGGUUCUGCUGCUAGCGGCGUUGUACGAAGCCAUCAAGAUCAGCAAAACCAAACUCCUUCGCCUGAUGAUACUGGCCAUCCCCACCACCCUGAGUCAGGAGUCACUCAGGGAGCCGGAGCCGGGGUCUGUCAACUCAAACCUGGGUCAGCAAAACACCACCUCAAAAAGGUGGUUUCUUUACCACAUCAGCCAGAGCCUGCUCCACGUGGUCCAGGUGGUGAUCGGUUACCUGGUGAUGCUGGUGGUGAUGUCUUACAACACUUGGAUCUUCCUGGGGGUGAUCGUGGGUUCCGCCCUGGGUUACUACGUGGCUUACCUGGUGUUUACCGUGAGAUAGCGGUGGCCUGCCGCACUCCAGGGCACUGCAAAGCAGAAGAGGGCAACCUCUGCAGUGAGGGAAGGACUAAGGAGGCUCCACUAGAGAAAAUGCUUGUGCAAAGCUUGGCCUGUAGGUGGUGGGAGACAAAUCUCCGCACAAUGGGGGACUCCCCCCAUUCCCCCACCCUGGGGGGAUUGAGUUUCUUCCUUUUAAUCCUAGCGUGGUCUCCACUUCUAUACAAUUACCCAUUUUUAAGAUCACUUUUGGACCCUUUCUGCCGGGCAGGCCCUCAUCGCCCUGGCCAAGCAGGGCACGGCCCCACGAAGAGCUAAACUGGGCCACAUGCUGGCUGUGAACCGGGCUGGGCGGAUGUCAUAAAUAUAAAGGGAAGGGUAACCACCUUUCUGUAUACAGUGAUAUAAAACCCUCCUGGCCAGAGGCAAAAUUCUUUCACCUGUAAAGGGUUACGAAGCUAAGAACCUCCCUGGCACCUGAUCCAAAAUGACCAAUGAAGGGACAAGAUACUUUCAAAUCUGGAGCGGGGGAACAAAGGGUUCUGUCUGUGUGUGCGAUGCUUUUGCCGGGAACAGAUCAGGAAUGCAGCCUUACAACUUCUGUUAAGUUAGUAAGUCAUCUAGCUAGAACAUGCGUUAGAUUUCCUUUUGUUUAAUGGCUGGUAAAAUAAGCUGUGCUGGUGGGAAUGUAUAUUCCUGUUUUUGUGUCUUUUUGUAACUUAAGGUUUUGCCUAGAGGGAUUCUCUGUGUUUUGAAUCUGAUUACCCUGUAAGGUAUUUACCAUCCUGAUUUUACAGAGGGGAUUCUUUUACCUUUUCUUUAAUUAACAUUCUUCUUUUAAGAACCUGAUUGAUUUUUCAUUGUUCUUAAGAUCCAAGGUCUGUGUUCACCUGUACAAAUUGGUGAGGAUUCUUAUCAAGCCUUCCCCAGGAAAGGGGGUAUAGGGCUUGGGGGCAUAUUUUGGGGGAAGACAUUUCCAAGUGGGCUCUUUCCCUGUUCUUUGUUUAAAACGCUUGGUGGUGGCAGCACAGGGUUCAAGGACAAGGCAAAGUUUGGGGAAGUUUUUAACCUAAGCUGGUAAGAAUAAGCUUAGGGGGUCUUUCAUGCAGGUCCCCCCAUCUGUACCCUAGAGUUCAGUGGGGAAGGAACCUUGACAGCAGACAAGCAGCUCAGCCUUACAGCUGCUGUCUCCAAUGACUUUCAGCCCACCCUCAGUUCUCACUCAGGAAUCCCAGGAGCCUUUCCCUGCUGACUGAAGGAGCAAAGGGACUUGGGCACUGCCACCCUCGCCCGGGGACGGACAGAGCAGGCGGACAUGUUACAGGCUAUGUCCAUCAGCAGAUGCUGCAGGGAUGGGAAUGCCGGGGGAUGGAUUGGGGGUUAUUUUACCCUCCCUCCCAGAUUGUUCAUGUUCCUGGCUGGCUCCGUGACGGCUCUGUUCACCGCUCCCUGUUGCUUGUGGGCAGGAGGAAAAUAACCCUCAAUGGGCUCAUGCUGGUCUCUGACCCCAAGGGGACGCUCCCCUCACACUGUGCCUUCUGUGUUCCCAACAGAACAAAGCUGUAUGUCAGCUCCCCGUCUCAGCACCCUCUGGAUAGUGCAGGGGGUGAGCACAGCUUGACGACCCCCCACCCUCCUGCUGCUGGAGGAUAAGGGAGUAAAUUGGUUGGUUUAACAGUCUUGCGUGUGCAGUGGCUUGGUUGCUUUGGAAGCCAAGAUGCCCCAGGGGCUGGUGGGUCUCGCAGGAUCCUGCUGUAUUUCAUGCCAAGAGAAGGGAAAGUUUUAAUAAAGCUAUCCUAAUUGCUUGGCUA